UCAUUUGGGUUCUCUUUUCUGAAAUCAUCUGACAAAUGGGGCGUGGUUAAUGACAUUUCAGCACUUCAUGAACGGACAGCGACACAAACAGCUGUGCACUUUUGGAGAAAAGCGCGCACAAAAGAAACAAGAAAAACCUCGCAGUAUGAAAAAAAUCAUAAGGUCUUUGGGUCUUUAUAUUGUUACGGUUCAGUUUUGUUUUGGGUUUGUUCUGUUAUUUUCUCUAUUUUUUUAUUUUAUUUAGAUUGCCAGCUAAGGAUUUACACCUGUCCUGAAUUUGAUUUAAGGCGCUGUCCUUUGUGGAAGGAGCCAGACCCCUAUCCUGCAGUUUGUUGAGGAGCUGGACCUUCAUAUUGUUUUUCUGUUUUUGUUUGUUAAUUUAAAAUCUAUCUUCUUUAUUAUUUAACCCCUAGACAUAAAUAAAUAUUUAGCUUAAUAUAUUUUUGGACUCUGAUCCUUUUAUUUUGUUGCUUCCUUGAGCCGGAAUGUAACAAUAUCGAGAUAGUUUUACGUCCAAAUGUCGGAGUAAAGUAAUAUAGCAUACUGUCUGGGGGUGGUGGUUUGGUGAGGUAUGGAUUGGGCACUAGCUUGGCUAACUACAUCCAUUCGACUAGGUUAACUUAUGUUUAUACGAGCGAGUUCUGGGGGCCAUAAGCAACUUUGUGAGGGUGCACAUGUGUUUAAAUGCCUAAACUAUAAGCAAAAUGUUAACCAAAACACAGUGUAUUUCAACCAUAUUACAGCUGUAUAUUUUACCAUAUGCACAUUUGACACUCAUCAGAAUACUUCCUAAUUAUAAUAUUGAAACUUGUUUUGUGAAAAGCCCUUAAUCUGUUACAUUUGUAUUUAGAAAUCAUGGUCUACUGACUGCCAGGUACUUCUUAACCAAUCUGUGUUGUGUUACACUUUAUGUUUGCACAAAUUAAGAUCAAGGCUUCACUGAGCAUAAACCUUUAAUUGUGAGUUGUAGUCACAGUGAAAAGUCUCAUUUCUUCAGUCUACAGGUGCAUUCACAGCUCCUGAUUUUAUGUCCAACUUUAAAUAAUCUUUACUAUAAAAAUGUGUAUGCAUUGGUGUGUUUGGAGUAUAAAUUGAAGCUCAGCUUUUAUGAAGAAUUAUGGCUUGGCAAAAAUGACACACAGCACACAAAUGGAAAAUGUAUAUUCUCAAAGGCAUUUGUACAGUCUUGGAUAAACAAUCUUUGUUUUUCCUGAUCUUUUAUGAUCUUCAGAUCUGAAAAAGUGACAACAUGGAGACUGCAGAGAGCGUGUCAGCAAAUAUAAACACCUACAGGAACUGCUCGAUAGAGAUCAACAACAUGAGCAACGUCUACAACCUCAUCAACCCACAUUUUUACACGUACAGUGGGUACUGCUGCCAUCCUCCUCAGCCCACAAUCAGCUCCAACAAGACCGGGGUCUGCGCAUUCAGUAAAACUCCACACACUGCCUGUGGGUCCGUAGGUGUCAUGACCUAUAACCUCUUCCACAUGGAGAAACAGGUGUGCACUGAACGCAUUGCUAUUCUGUUCUCCGUUCCCUACAACUACAAUCAUUUUGUCAAUGUCUUUGGAGUCGGGGUGUUUGAUAUAACCUGUGAGUGCAAUCAUGGUCUGUACAACUACAUGUAUUACGGGAAAGAUUCCAGACAGUUUACCAGUGUGACUGCAGAUGUGUCUGGAAUUACCUUCAACGCACAGACGGUUGAAUUAAGAGCAACUAUGUCCAAUGUGGGCAAAGCUAUUAUUAAACUAGAGAUUGUAGACAUACCAGACAUUAGCCCAGUGGUGGAGAUCAAGCAGCGUGGCGAAUGUUGCAGCAAGUUCUGUCCUUUCUGGUGCUAUCGUUACUGUUGUACCUGUAAUUGUUUGGACAAGUGAUCUACUGUCGUUCACCCUAAUGCUGCAUUUACAUCAACCGCGUUUCAGGCGUCAAAAUCGCGUCUACCGCGCCCAGUUUGCCACUUGAACAGUUUGAAUGCAUUCGCGCCAAAUCCGCUUCUUGUGGGAGGGGCAAGUGCUAUGCGGUUGUCUGUUUGCAGGAUGGCUGAUGUUGAUGGUGCAUUUAUCGAGUUACCGGUUUGUAUUUAGUCACCUUACUAUAGGGGGCAAGUAAACGGCGAUGGUCGUCACAUGACUCAAAAGUGAAAUGCGUAUUACAACUUACCAGGUUGCCCAAUGUCCUCACUGACACUCUCCCAAGCGAGAUCUGUUUUAUUUCUGUCUCUAUAGAAAUAAGAACUUGUGUUGUAUAGCUCUGGGUGACUGCUCACGGACAAUAUCAAGCCUUCAUGCUCCGGGCAGGGCUGCCUCCACAGCAGCAAGUAGGCUCCUGAUUGGUUAACCCAGCGCAAAAAUGCGCCAAAGUUCAAAUUUGAAGCGAAUUAGGCAGAAUGAGUCUUCCGCGCCGUGCUAAACGCCUGACCCUUCGUUCAGACAGCCAGUGACGGUAUCGCUGUGUGUCGCCCGUCUCUUUCAAUGAGGCGUUUCUAAAUCUGCUUGUCAUAAACAAAUGAGUACCAUCCACGCCAGUUACUGACGAUAGAAGGAUGACGUGAACUUCUCUGCUUUGUUCUCAUUGGUAGUCGCUCCCGAAAUUCGCUCGACAUUUCCAUAAAGUUAAACUUUUGUUAACUUUCUCGCGUCGCUGGACACGCCCAUAUGGUCGCCAACGGUCACUUUCGCUCGUGUUGCCGGAAGUCGCCCAGUUUCCAUUGAAAUUAAUGAGAUCACGUCGCACUGAUACUGCUGGUCGCUGGCUGUCUGAAUGGGGCCCCAGUCAUAUUAGCUCCAAGAGACAGAGCGACAGGCUACCAUUCAUUUUCAAUGGGAGUGGCCGUUUGCCAGCGUCAAGCGACGAGUUCGCCGCUGCGCGAGCAAGGUGGGGCCAAAAUAGACAAGCAAGCUAUUUUAUGCAAAUGCUGAGUGAUACGACAAAGCGACUGCCAAUCGGAGUGAAGGAGCAGCGUGACAUAGGUCUGUGGCUGAGUCGGAGAAAAUUAUUCAAAAUGGCGGAAAAUGCAUAUUUCUGUAUAUAUCUCAUAAGUUUGGCAUUUUAUCUCAUAUAUUUUGUUACUUUUAUCGAGAAAUAAAUACUUUUAAAUCCCAAAACACCGUUCUUGUAACUUAACAAUACCUCUUAAGUGACUUUUGAUACCGCUAUUAUAUACUAGCCAAGGAACGCCCAUCAAGCGAGUGCGUGUCUCUCGGUGUCACUCACUUUUAUAGCUAAUGUGACUGUAGGGUCAGCCGGGCUGCAGGACCUCCAGACGAGCGUCAACACAUUGACUUAACAUUAAAAUCACUCACGCUUGCAGACUCUACCGCGUCUGGUGUAAACGCAGCAUAAUGGUAACAAAAUAAUUUCUUUUUAUUCUGCCUGAAUUCAUAUGCAAAAAGUCUAAUUAAAAAGCAUGCAGUUUAUGAGGUUAUGACUAUAAAAUCUAGCUUAAACGUUAAAUACAUUCAUGCAUUUGGCAGACACUUUUAUCCAAAGCAACUUACAGUGCAUCACAAGGUAUACAUUUAUCAGUGUGUGUUGCCUGGCUUCAAACCCAUAACAUUUUGAGCUGUUAAUGCAAUGCUCUACCAGUGAGCAAUCACAAAAUUUUUGAAGCAAAGGCAUCUGGGAUCAACUACAAGGCACAGAGAAUUGAAUUGAGCGUAACUAUGUCAAAUUUGGGCAAAGUUAAACUAGAGAUCCAUGACAAGCUGGGCUAGAAAUGUAAGAAGUUGCUUAGCCUAACAAAAUCAUUCUUCCACCUGAAUUCAUGUGUAAAAAAAUCUAAAUGGUAUUAAAACAGCAUGCAAUUGUG
Messenger RNA from Misgurnus anguillicaudatus (oriental weatherfish), 3813 nucleotides. Lineage: Eukaryota; Metazoa; Chordata; Actinopteri; Cypriniformes; Cobitidae. The record is from RefSeq and is a predicted model, not a curated record.